AUGUCGAACACAGUGAAGCCCCCCACAGCCAUCCUGUUCGACAUCGGCGGUGUAGUUGUCAUCAGUCCGUUCCAAGCAAUUCUCGACUACGAAAUCGAAAACAAAAUUCCCAUCGGUUACAUCAACUACGCGAUCCAAAAAGGUCCACACGAUACAGGCGCAUGGCAGCUAAUUGAGCGCGGUGAGGUCGAACUCAAUGACGACUGGUUCGCAUCGUUCAAGAAACAACUCACGAAGCCGGAGGUGUGGUCCGAAUAUCUACAAAAGCAGGUCAAGGAUGGCGCAACAGGUCUGGGGCAGCCGAUUGAAGGUGGGAAGAUUGAUGGCCAUGGCAAGGGAGUGCCAGACAUCGACGCGAAGCGGCUAUUCUGGCGCAUGAUGAAGAUAAGCAGAGCGCCAGACCCAUAUAUGUACCCAGCACUCAGAAAGCUCAAGGAGAGUGGUCGAUUUGUCCUUGGAGCAUUCAGCAACAAUGUCACGUUCCCUGAGGGUAUCUUGGACGAGGAAGGGCAACUCUUCACGAAGGACCUUAUGCAUGCGCCCCCGCCAAAUCCAUACGCAAAUGACUCGAAGGAUGUGACAACCAACUUUGACAUCUUCCUUGGCUCAGCAGCUGUUGGCGUGCGGAAGCCCGACCCAGAGGCGUAUAAGCUUUCAGUAAGAGAGAUGGACAAGAUUGCACAGAAGAAAGGCUUGGGUAGAGUGACAGCUGAAGAUACGCUGUUCUUAGAUGACAUUGGCAUCAAUCUCAAGUUUGCGAAGAAGACCGGGUUGCGCACGAUCAAAGUCAAUCUUGGAAGGACAAGAGAUGCCGUGCAAGAGCUAGAAAAGCAAGUAGGGUUUUCUUUAUUGGACGACAAAGCUAAACUGUAG
Messenger RNA from Parastagonospora nodorum SN15, 873 nucleotides. RefSeq lists its product as hypothetical. Bases 1 to 873 code for a protein of 290 amino acids. The transcript has 2 exons. Lineage: Eukaryota; Fungi; Ascomycota; Dothideomycetes; Pleosporales; Phaeosphaeriaceae. The record is from RefSeq and is a predicted model, not a curated record.